AUGGCGGAACGGAGACACCCUGGUCAGUUCCUCCGAUUUUUGUGCACGCUGUACCUCCUCCUGUCCCUGGUGCUGCAGUGGGUUAUCACCUGGGUGGCACAGGUCAUCUUCAUCGUGGUCUCCUUCCCCUUCACGACAACUGAGUUCCGCCAGGACAUCUGCGGCCACAUUUUUCGCAAGGUCAGCUUUGUCGGCAUGGACCUGCUGAACCCGUUCUGGUGCAUUCAUGUCCUCAACAAGUUUCCGGAGGUGAAGAGCAAGAAGGUGAUCGUCAUGCUGAACCACCUCAGCAGUGCCGACCCGUUUGUGUCCAUCCGCUCCUUACUGCCGCGUGAUGGCACGUGGAUCGCGAAGGCCGGACUGUUCCGUGUACCGUUUGGUGGGUGGGCGAUGUACAACGCCGGCGACCUACCCGUGUACUUCCGUGACAAGGGGUCAAGCUUUGCGACGGUGGAAGGCACGGUCGGCCCAAUGAUGGAAAAGGCGCGAAUGCGUCUGCGCCGUGGCCGCAUGCUGUGUGUCUUCCCGGAGGGCGUUCGAAGCAAGAAACCCGACGGCCCACUGAACCCGUUCCGCCUGGGAUUCUUCUCUCUCGCUGUCGACGAGGGAGCCACAAUCGUACCAUUGGCAUUGAGUGGGACGGAGAAGCUAUGGCCGCGCGGGUCGGCGCUGAUGGACGCCGCGGACGCUUACUUUUCCUUUGGAAAUCCAAUCGAUGCCGGAAACUUCAAAUCGGCUGAGGAACUGUCGCGGCACGUAUGGAAUGCCAUCACGGAGGUGCGCGAGAAGCACCCGGACCGCAUUGAGCUACAUGCGCGGCAGGCGAAGGCUCAGGCGGAGCCUCCCUCUGCGCCAGUUUGUUUGGAUGGGAAGGCUCCGUGA
This is a messenger RNA of Leishmania mexicana MHOM/GT/2001/U1103, 882 nucleotides long. RefSeq names its product putative 1-acyl-sn-glycerol-3-phosphateacyltransferase-lik e protein. The coding region runs from base 1 to 882 and encodes 293 amino acids. Gene Ontology annotation, biological process: phosphatidic acid biosynthetic process. Gene Ontology annotation, molecular function: 1-acylglycerol-3-phosphate O-acyltransferase activity. Gene Ontology annotation, cellular component: endoplasmic reticulum. The record is from RefSeq and is a predicted model, not a curated record. Lineage: Eukaryota; Euglenozoa; Kinetoplastea; Trypanosomatida; Trypanosomatidae. The transcript has a single exon.